Messenger RNA from Anoplophora glabripennis (Asian longhorned beetle), 1685 nucleotides. RefSeq names its product phenylalanine--tRNA ligase alpha subunit (gene alpha-PheRS). Gene Ontology annotation, biological process: phenylalanyl-tRNA aminoacylation. Gene Ontology annotation, cellular component: cytoplasm; phenylalanine-tRNA ligase complex; cytosol. Bases 119 to 1600 code for a protein of 493 amino acids. The record is from RefSeq and is a predicted model, not a curated record. Gene Ontology annotation, molecular function: ATP binding; tRNA binding; phenylalanine-tRNA ligase activity. Lineage: Eukaryota; Metazoa; Arthropoda; Insecta; Coleoptera; Cerambycidae. The transcript has 5 exons.
UUUAGGUUGCACGUCAGGAGCCAGGACAGAUGUGCAUGUGCUUUCGGCGAAAAAUUUGUGAUUUAUAAUUAAUUUUUAGUAUUAGUUUAUUGUAGAAUUAUUAAAGCAUUCUAAAAACAUGUCCCAUUUAAGCGAAAAGAUCUUGAAGUAUUUGUCAGAGAAUGACACUGUUAACACUCUUACUCUAGCAAAACUGUUUAACGAAGAUCAUCAGAAAAUAAUAGGGGCUUUAAAAAGUAUACAAGCUAAUGGAGAUCUUGUUACAGCCGACCAAAAGGCAGAAAAAGCAAUUGAAGUUACUGAUGAAGGAAAGCACAUUUCUGAAAAUGGAAGCCACGAGGCUACCAUUUAUAAAGCCGUUCCUGAUAGUGGAAUAGCACAGGCAGAUUUAAUGAAACUACCUAAUGCCAAGGUAGGUUUCAGUAAAGCUAUGUCAGCUGGAUGGAUAACGUUAGACAAAACAUGUACCCCACCACUCGUUCGACGAAAAGUGCCUGAAAUUACAGAUAUCGUUCAAGACCACCUGAAACAAGUAAUCCUUGGUGACUCUUCCAAGAUAUCAGAUAAAGAAAAACAGGAUUACAAAAAACGAAAACUCAUUCAGGAAGUCGUCAUUAAGAGUUUCGAUUUAAAAAAGGGUCCUGAAUUUAGCUUGAGCCUUACUAAGCUAGAAACAGAUUUAACGACUGAAAUGCUGAAUUCGGGGAGUUGGAAAAACCUUAAAUUUAAAGAAUACAACUUCGACGCCUUGGGUGUUCCACCGGAAUGCGGAUAUUUACAUCCUCUAUUAAAGGUCAGGUCAGAGUUUCGUCAAAUUUUCUUAGAAAUGGGUUUCUGCGAGAUGCCUACGAAUAAUUAUAUAGAGAACUCCUUCUGGAACUUCGAUGCCCUCUUUCAACCUCAGCAGCAUCCUGCUCGCGAUGCACACGACACAUUCUUCAUUUCCGAUCCGAAAACUAGCAACAAGUUCCCAAUGGAUUACUUGGAGCGAGUUAAAAGGGUCCACAGUAAAGGCGGAUACGGUUCUCAAGGUUAUGGAUACGAUUGGAAAAUCGAAGAGGCUCAGAAAAAUUUACUAAGGACUCACACAACUGCCGUAAGUGCAAGAAUGUUGUAUAAAGUAGCUCAGCAGAAGGAGUUUAGACCAAUAAAGUUGUUCAGUAUUGAUAAGGUUUUCCGAAACGAAACUUUAGACGCCACGCACUUGGCCGAAUUCCACCAAGUUGAAGGGGUCAUAGCAGAUUUCAACUUAAACUUGGGCGACUUGAUUGGAGUAUUCGCAGAGUUUUUCAGGAAGUUAGGUAUUACACAACUGGAUUUCAAACCAGCUUACAACCCAUACACCGAACCCAGCAUGGAAAUCUUCUGUUUCCAUCCAGGAUUAAAAAAAUGGAUAGAGAUUGGUAACUCGGGCAUAUUCCGUCCAGAAAUGUUACUGCCUAUGGGACUGCCCGAGGAUGUAUGCGUAAUCGCCUGGGGAUUGUCCCUUGAAAGGCCAACCAUGAUCAAGUACGGAUUUAACAACAUAAGGGAUCUCGUCGGCCCUAAGGUCGACUUGGAAAUGGUCCAGAAAAGCCCCAUUUGUAGAUUGAGCAAGUGAAUUAAAGAUUUGACUAAAUAAUUGAAAAUUAAAGAUCGAGUAUUAAUAAAUAAUAAUUUUUAUUUAUAAAUAUUUUCAGUCAAUA